GCAGCAGAAAUAUGUCUGUGUGUCGACCUCAGCAACGUCCACACGACUAAAUCAAGUGACAACUGACCUACAAGCCUAAAAAAAAAUUACAAAUGAAACCUCACAGUCAGAGAAGACAUUCAAAUUAUUUGCACCCCUCACAUAUUGACUGGGGGAGUUUUUUGAAAUCUACAGACACACUCUUGUUUAUACUAAUAAAACACACACACACACACACACAGACCACAAACAGGUGAGGCAAAGGGAGGGUUUGCCUGUUUAGACACGUCCCACAGGGGGCGGUUACGAGACAACACACACACACACACACACACACUUGGACACAGAAGGAUGCGUUGCUGUGUACUCACGUUCUCCAAAGGUCACUGUGGAUCUCUCAGGUGUAAGAAUGGACGGCGUCCUGGAGUCGACGAUCGCUCUGUGUGGAUGCAAGUUGCUGUGCAGCUUUCUGUGUCUUCCUGCUUUUAAAGACUCCAUCUCCUCAGUCAGCAUGUGCUGCGUUAGCCUCUUACUCUUCACCGAUCUGUCCAUCACCAUGUUCCUGGUGUACCUCUGGUCCGCCGCGCCCCGGCCGAUGUCUUUUCACCUGUCUUCCGACGUCAUCGCUCUGCGCUUCAUGCUGUUCCUUAGCGACACUUACGAGGCCGUGUUGAUGCUGACGCCGCUGCUGGUGGCUGUAGAACUGCUGGCGCGUCUCUUAUGGGGCGGAGAGACUGCGACGUCGACCGUGGACCAGAAGGAAUCUAAAGCGGACGUGUUUUUAAAGGAUGUCGAUGGAGAUUCCUGGGAAACUGGACGACGACAGAAAGAAGAGGCUCAGGAGAACAACACGGUGAUGUUAAGAGCUUUAGGUUUCCUUGGUUGCCUCAUGCUGUGGUUCGUAUGUGGGACAUAUGCCGGAUUUAGCUGGAGGCAAGAGCGGGUGAUGGUGAGAUCCUGUCUGGAAGGUGGCAGCUUGCUCUCGACGUGCCUCCCCUGCCUUCUCUCUGCUUCUUCGCCAGUUAGCGGACAUUUAUUUUGGGCUCUACCUGCCGCUGUUCUCUUGCUAGCAUUCACCGCAGUUGUGAGCUUAAUCGUAGCAAAGCUGACCCCUAGAAUUGUUCAUCCAGAGCUGCUCGGAUGUGUAGAGAAACGAACGCAAACACGUGCACCCACGCCCGAAUGGACCUCAACUGCUGCUGCGUGCAACUCAAACAAUUACAAUGUUGACUCAGAAAAGACAUCGAACAGCUGCACCAUUCACAGCUCGCAUAAUAAGAGGCUGCAGGCUAGCGGAAAGCCGGAGCCAUUAUCUUGGAGAAUAGAGCUGGCUGAUGGCUGUAAAUUAAACAGCGAAAGCGUCACACUCGUCUUGCCAGCCCACGGCACGGCCCCACACCCUCACAAGAGCCGGAUUUGGCAGACCGUACGGGAAAGUCCUUGCUGGAGGGGAGAGCUGAUGACGGGGCUGCUGUGUGGGCUGCUGGUGUGCGUCUUUCCUACAGUUCUCAGCACCAACAUACUGCUAGUCAGCAACCUGGACACACUGGCUGUGUACGUUGUGAAACAUCUGCUCACUCCGCUGCGAGCUAAAUGACAGGUUAAGACAGAUGCCACAGCUCACCUCAUACCGAACAUUACUAACAUUCCAAGGUUACAAAACCUUGGCUUAUAGAAUUGGAAAUUCUGGAUGUGUUGGUUUUUUUUUAUUGUUUUUUGUUUUUUUUCUGAAAAAUCUUCAGGUUUUUGGUUUAUCCUGGUCAGAGUCGGUGUAGAAAUCCUGCACACACUCACCAGAUAUACAGACGUGAACGUGAAGGGAACCGGAAACUUACUUGGAGAACUGUUACUUCUUGCGGUGGUCCUAUCAGACAGCUGGUCCAACACACACACACACACACACACACACACACACUUACAGCUAGAGGAAAUUCAGAAGCUUAAUUCACUUACCAGCAUGUUUUUGAAAGGAAACUCCUGGAGGAAACCCGUAAGGACAGGAAGAAGAACAUGCACAAAACCUCCUCACAGAAAUGGACACUAUGUGCACACGGGCUUUUGUCAUUGUAUCUGGUGAUGGUUAAGACAUUGUCUCGUGAAUGAUGAAUAAACGAUGAUAGCAAUUCUGCUUA
Tachysurus fulvidraco (yellow catfish) is the source of this 2111-nucleotide messenger RNA. RefSeq lists its product as uncharacterized. The coding region runs from base 389 to 1576 and encodes 395 amino acids. Lineage: Eukaryota; Metazoa; Chordata; Actinopteri; Siluriformes; Bagridae. The transcript is spliced from 4 exons. The record is from RefSeq and is a predicted model, not a curated record.